This is a messenger RNA of Kwoniella mangroviensis CBS 8507, 498 nucleotides long. RefSeq lists its product as uncharacterized. The coding region runs from base 1 to 498 and encodes 165 amino acids. Lineage: Eukaryota; Fungi; Basidiomycota; Tremellomycetes; Tremellales; Cryptococcaceae. The transcript is spliced from 6 exons. The record is from RefSeq and is a predicted model, not a curated record.
AUGCCGUCAAGAGAAGAUAGAGAAUGGAACCGGUUGGCAGUCCACAUGGAUCAGUUUCAUUCCCAUUUCAGAUACGAAUUCAACAGGGUGUAUACGUUGGCAGAUGGUGGAUUUCAAAAAGAAGGAAUGACCUUACCUAGGUUUCUAAGGGAAGCUCAACAGUUGUAUACGCAUUUGGAUAUGCAUCAUCGUAUAGAAACAUAUAUCUUCCCAGUAUUAGCUAAGAAGAUGCCUCAAUUCAAAGAGGGUGCAAGGGAAUCAGGUGAACAUCUAAAGAAACAUAAAGGUAUACAUGAUGGUUUAGAAAAGUAUGAUGCAUUUUUAAGGAAUUCAUUGGAGAAUCAAUCAGAGUAUAGCCCAACUAAGUUGAGGGAAAUAAUGGAUGGGUUCAAGGAAGUUUUAUUCACCCACUUGGACGAAGAAGUGAAAGAUUUAGGUGCGGAAAGCAUGAAGAAAGCAGGUUGGAGUUUGGAUGAAAUUAGACGUAUACCGAUGUAG